UUUAACAUCCAAACUCUAGAGUCUAGAGUUGAGCAAAGCCAGACGAAAAAAUCAUACAGUGUGUGAGGGUGCAGGUUUUAUAUUUAAGUUACAUAAAUUAAUAAUUGGGCACUCUCUCAGUAGUUAGUCUCAGUGACAGUAGGCAGUAGCCGUCCCGUAGCCUACAACCAUUUUUUGUUUUGUUUACUAAAAAACAACUGAGACAAAUUGGGUUUGUACCACUAGCUAGCUCUAGUUGGUUUAGUCCUAGUACUGCUUCGUCUACUACACUCGUCUCUUCUGUCUUCAUGUAGUCAGUAGUCUCAGACACGCUGAGACUGACACUGCCAAUUUCAUUUUCAGUAAUUGAAAUUCAUACGGGUCGGACCCCGAGGAAUAACAAUAUUAUUACAAUAAUAUCAAUUCUAAUUUAAUAGCGGUAAGCCUACGCCUAGCCCUAGCUCGAUCAAUUUCUCAAUCUGAAUCAGUCUUAGUCAAGUAGGCCUAGCUCAGUCAUAUGAUUGCUUCAAAAUUUUCUUUUGUUUUAAGAUUAUCAUUAUAAAUAGCCUAGUCUAGGCCUAUGCCAUGCGGCGCCAUGCCUAUUCUAUUAAAUUAAUAGCUGUAAGUAAGUAGGAUAAUUAAUUAAUGAUUUGACAAUUACUAAUUAAAUGACUUUUUAAAGUAACCAUAGACUAUUUAACUCUUUCUGUGCCAAUCCAUGACAUAUUGUCACAUAUGACAAAUUUGACUGGUCGGAUUUCUGCCAAUCGAUGAUAUAGGUACCGUCAAUUUAAUUUCAGUAGUUUAUUUCUUUGACUACGUCUAUCAAUUAUACUUUUUAUUUCUCUCAAUUGAAUAAUAACUCUUUUAUUUUUACUAUCGUGGAGGUGUAUAGUUUAUUAAAUACACACAUAUAAAAAGAAAAGAAUGCAUAAUAACCUCCGAGUAGCAUGACACUUUGGUUAAGACGAAGAAAAUAAUGCAUGAUAACCUCUUAGUCGCAUGACCCUUAGGUUAAGAUUGAAGAUUUGUAGGAUAGCACUAAAACAAGGACAGUUUUCUACAUCCAUUUUAUUUGUUUAUUUAUUAUUUAUCAAUCAAACUAUGUUUUCCUGAGUGCCAGAGUAAUUCCAACUUAAUCCUCUAAAAAUACACCCACCUUAUUGUCAAACAUUUAAAUGACUCUGAUUUAAAUGAAAAAAGUCUCAUGAAUUAAAUUUUUGUUUUUGUUAAAUGUCUUUUACUUCACGUAUGGAACAGCUUUCUCAUAGCCAGUUGUGUAAUGUAAAGCAGGGGUUUCUCAACUUGUUUUACUCUAACACCCAUAUUUUGUCAGUUGGCAUUUUAGUGGGGUGGGAGGAAACAUGAUUUUAAAUGGAAGUCAAAUUUUUUUUUUUUUUUUUCCUCAAGUUUUAAAAUGCAUUGAAUCUUUUCUAGGGGUACUAGACUUAGUAAAAAAAAUCUAAAGGGAUGGCGUGUAUGGAAAAAACUGGGGAAACUCUGAUUUAAAGUCACUUUAAAAUAGUGCCUUUGUUUCAUCAUACAUCAGAUUUCCUGUAAAUUUUACACACAACAAAAAAUACUAUGGGGCUGAGCCAAUCCAUACAAGAAACUCUAGGCUCAUUUGGUAAGUAUUAGUUGAUGAACAUUAACAUUUCUGUAAUAAGGUUCCUGUGCAGUUUGUUGAGUCAAUCAAUCAAGGCAAAUUUUAUUAUUAAAUUUAAAUCACAAACUUGGUGCCUGCAGACUUUUACAGAUAAACACCCUCAUUCUCUGGAAGUCCACUCAAGCGCCCCCCGCCAUAGUCUGAGUAAAAAAUGGGUCAAGCAAUAAAGAGGUAUUUGCAAGUAAUUUAAGUAUGUAGAAAAACAAGCCACAUCAGUAAACAAAAAAAAACAAAAAACAGAGGAAAAAACAACAACAUAGAAUUAAAUAAAUUCAUCAAUUUUAUUUCCAGUUCCAGAAAACACAUGGUAACUCAGAUUCUGGUCAGAACAAUAAAAACAAAGAGAAAAUUCCCAAUUAAGUGAUUAAUUUUGUCAAAUAUAUGAACAAUUUGCAUAAAAAACAUUCUUUUUUACAAAUUUGUUCACACUAUUGUAACUAAUUAUUUAUUUGGGAAACAUUUUUUAAAAAAGAUACAAUCUGUUCAUCAUUCAUGUCUAAAGUCCAAGAAAUUCUUUUUAUUGUUCAUUUCAGAGGAUGCAACUGAUACCAUGACCAAAGCAAAGAUUGUUCGUUUGAGCCAAGGUAACAUUAAUAAUGGGUCAGAAAACUUUAAAAAAAAUUAUUUUUUUAAAAAUUGUUUCACUUGUACAUAUUUUAUUUACAAAUUACUCUUGGCGAUAUGCAUCAUUAAUUCGUCUGGAUAAUUUUUUAUUUUAAAAAUUUUUUAUUGUAGCUUUUUUUUUAUGUUUCAAUGAAUGUCAGAUUGAUUCAACAUAUUUUUUAAAAUAGAAAAUUAACAUAAUAAUACUGUUAUCAUUUUUUAAAAACUGUAUUAAUUUAGCUAGACGAACAUAAUAGUGUGAGUAGAUAACUCUUGACAAUUAUGCAGUAAAUAACUGUUGUUCAAUUAGUUUUAAUAUUAAAGUGAUACAGUGCUUAAGUCUAAAAGGACUUUAAAUCUGACAAUGCUUUCAAUUAAUCAGCUUCUUCAUAAUUCAGGGACGCACGAAGCUGAGGUGAGCUUUGGGGAUGAGGCAGAUCUACAUAAACACAAGAAAAACUGUAAGAAGGACCCAACCCAUAAAUCAUUCAUACCUCUGAACAGCUUCACUCUGAAAGACCUCCCGUGGCGCUACAGGUAUCCCCAAGUGUUUGACCUUGUCAAAAUCCUGGCAGACCUGACCGUCAGGGUGGCAGUCCGCUACACAAGCCUUGAGAGGACAGAGUGCUUCCCUGACACAAAUGAUCUCUAUCCUUUCUCAGCUUACAGGGGCCUUGACUUUUUGCGCACAGGAACAGGGAAAAUCACUGAGGCUCUAAAGGUGAAUGACCCAGAGAGUGGUUGCCCAUGUGGUGAGUGUAAAAUAUCGGGGAGUCCCCAGAAGGAAUAUGGACUGUUCCAUAUUCUCACAGCGACUCAUGUCGUCUUUGACAACAUUGAAGCGGAGAAUACCAAAUGCAAGUUGGACUACAACACCGACAGCUCUCCUGACAUUCUCUUAGAUGGCACAGAGGCUACUGCAGACAUAGAUUGUGAUAGGUGUCAACUGAUGUGCGUAACACACGAUGUUGGCAUUGUGGACAUGGUUAAAGGCAGGCUACAAAAAUUUGAAGAGCUUUGUGCCACAGUUUACGAACUCUUCCCAAAAGAUGGUUUCGAAAGGCUUAUCGUCAUCCCUUCUCACCCACAUGGCUGUCCUAAGCAGAUCUCCGUUGGAAUGUGGACCCACCGCAUGGAGAGGAUUGGGGACUACUUCACAGCGUACACUUACACAGCGUCCACUUGUCCAGGGAGCAGUGGGGCUCCAGUUUUCACCAUGGCCCGUGAUAUUUCCUGGUGGUCCUACAUGUUUACUCACCGGGGGUCAACUCACGAUGGGAACCACUGUGGGGCUACUUGGGACAAUUAAUUUCACAUUAGUUUUAAUUCUAAAUUUUUUUAAGUCUCUAGAAUUAAAAAUCAAAA
This is a messenger RNA of Lymnaea stagnalis (great pond snail), 3613 nucleotides long. Lineage: Eukaryota; Metazoa; Mollusca; Gastropoda; Lymnaeidae. The record is from the annotation of a GenBank genome assembly.